CCGUUCGGGGCGGUGAUGGCGGGGGGCGGGCGGCGGGCGCGGCCGUGGGGAGACGCUGAGCCCACGGUCCCGCGGGAGCUGCUCGGCCCGGCCCGGCCCGGCCCGCGGCGCAAGACACCUCGUCCUGUGAGACAGCGACAAGCUGUUUCGCUCAGCAGCGUGAGGGUGCUCGGAGGAUGGCAGGCAGGGAGAUGUUUUCCCAUCAGCUCCACCAGCCUGAGGACCUGAUGCAAUAAGUCUCCGGACUGCCUGGAGCUGCUGCCGCUGGAGUCCAUGGCGUACACCGUGACUCCCACACCGGUGGGGCCUGUCGGCUCCCAGUACUGUGUCUGCAAAGUCGAGUUGUCCAUCUGCGGCCAAAACCUUCUGGACAGGGAUGUCACUUCCAAAUCUGACCCCUUCUGCGUCCUCUUCAUGGAAGUCAAUGGGAAGUGGGUGGAGCUUGACAGGACAGAGACAGCUGUGAACAACCUCAACCCAGUUUUUGCCAAGAAGUUCAUCAUCGACUACCACUUUGAAGAAGUGCAGAAGCUCAAGUUUGCCCUGUUUGACCAGGACAAGUCAAGCAUGCAGCUGUAUGAGCAUGACUUCUUGGGUGAAUUCUCCUGCACUCUGGGCAUGAUCGUCUCCAGCAAGAAAAUAACAAGGACCCUUCUUUUGGGGAAUGGCAAGCCGGCAGGGAAAGGGAUGAUAACGAUAGCUGCCCAAGAGCUCUCGGAUAACAGAGUGAUUACUCUGAGCAUGGCUGGCAGAAAACUGGAUAAAAAGGACCUAUUUGGGAAGUCAGACCCUUUCUUGGAGUUUUAUAAACCAGGUGACGAUGGGAAAUGGAUGCUUGUCCACAGAACGGAGGUGAUCAAGUACACGCUGGACCCCGUCUGGAAGCCGUUCACUGUGCCUUUGGUGUCACUGUGCGAUGGAGAUGUGGAGAAGCUGAUAAAGGUGAUGUGUUACGAUUAUGACAGUGAUGGGGGACAUGACUUCAUCGGGGAGUUUCAGACCUCGGUGGCCAGGAUGUGUGAAGCCCAAGAUGCCUUCCCGCUUGAGCUAGAGUGCAUUAACCCCAAAAAGCAGAAAAAGAAAAAGAAUUACAAGAACUCUGGGAUCAUCAUUGUGAAGUCCUGCAAAAUAACCAGAGAUUUCUCCUUCCUGGACUACAUCCUGGGAGGCUGCCAGCUGAUGUUUACCGUUGGGAUUGACUUCACAGCCUCCAACGGGAACCCACGAGACCCCUCCUCUUUGCACUAUAUCAACCCCAUGGGGACAAACGAGUACUUGUCGGCCAUCUGGGCUGUCGGUCAGAUCAUCCAGGACUAUGACACAGACAAGAUGUUUCCUGCUCUGGGAUUUGGUGCCCAGCUCCCGCCGGACUGGAAGGUAUCCCAUGAGUUUGCAAUUAACUUCAAUCCCACGAACCCGUUCUGUUCAGGUGUGGAGGGCAUUGUCCAAGCAUACUCAGCCUGCCUGCCCCAUAUCCGCUUCUAUGGACCCACCAACUUCUCCCCCAUCGUCAACCACGUGGCUCGCUUUGCGGCUCAGGCCACCCAACAGGAGGCUGCAUCCCAAUACUUCAUCCUCCUCAUCAUCACGGACGGGGUAAUCAGCGACAUGGAUGAGACGAGACACGCUGUGGUGCAGGCGUCCAAGCUGCCCAUGUCCAUCAUCAUCGUGGGAGUGGGCAAUGCUGACUUCGCCGCCAUGGAGUUCCUGGACGGGGACAGCCGGGUGCUGCGCUCCUACACGGGCGAGGAGGCCGUGCGUGACAUCGUCCAGUUCGUGCCCUUCCGGGACUUCCGCAACGUGAGUGUGGGCAGCAGGGAGGGGAUCACGGGCAGAAAUGGGGUCCCAAGCCUGGAAAUGACCCUGGAUGUGGAGCAACCCCAGAAGAGGCAGACAGAGGCAAGAGGUAGAGGGCUGGCACCCACCUGCUUUACCCCGUCCCUGAACUCCACAUCCCUUGGUGAUGCUCUGGCAUGGACCUGAGCCCCCCUGGUCCCUUCCCAGUGCCUGUAGAAAGGGGCAGAGCUGGGACCAGCCCUCCACAUGUCCCCUGUGCAGGGUGGCUUCCUGCUGCCACUGCCUGACCCACCGCUGUGUGGUGGAAAAAGUUGAGGAAGGAAGGGAAAAACAAGAUGAGCUGCAGUUCUCUGCCCAUGUUGAUCAGCCAGGAGUCAGCCCUGGGUCAGACGCACUUGCUGGGACAGGAUUUCCAGAGGAUGCAGAAAAUCAGCCUGUGCUUGUCUUCCCUCUUUCUGCAGCUAAUCAGUGUCUUUCCACUUCACCUGCUGUUACUCAAUACCUGUUUUUUUCUAGCCUACCGAGGAUGUUUCAUUCCUCCCCACCAGUGAAUUAUCCCCUGGAGGGAAGGUGUAAUAUAGAAUAUAAUAAUCCCAGGUGUAUAAAAUGCUACCUUCCAGUAGACUUGAGGGGGUAUUCAUUAAAUGCCACGGGUUGGAGCUGGAGACAGCCCAGGUGCCUUUGCUCGGUUGCUCCACUACGGCUAUUCUUAGGCUGGCGUUUGCUUCUUUUCGCCCGCAGGCCCCCAAGGAGACCCUGGCCAAAGCUGUGCUGGCAGAGCUGCCCCAGCAGGUCGUGCAGUACUUCAAGCACCAAAACCUGCCGCCCAUCAACUCGGAACCUGCGUAGAGCUGUGCCAGGCUGCGCCCUCUGCAUGUUGCCGAAGCCUGUCAGUCCUACCGAAAGCGCAUGUUCCACAUGCUUUUAAGAUGCCCUCCCUGAAACACUUUGUACUUCUUAAUUUAAUUGCUAAGUUCUUAAAACCCAUCCCAGAGAAGCAUCUGGGUUCAUUUUGUACAGUCCCGGCCCGAGGUAACACUAAGCGGCAAGGCCAUGCCCUGGUCCUGCUCUGUUGAGUCUCUUUUCAGUAUUGAAUGUACUUUGUAUAAUUUCAGUGGAACAGGAUACAAUUUUUACAAUCAAAACUUGCUUUUUCCAAGCAAUGAAAUGCUUGAUAUAUUAUUAUCAUUCAAUGAACUGGUCAUUGUAUAGUUCAUGUAUCUGUGUUGUACCUCUGUCAUGUUCUAUGUUUUUAUACUGUGUACAUGUUAUAUUUGUUAUACUCAGGUUAAUAAAGAAACUUGGACAUUUAAAA
This is a messenger RNA of Columba livia (rock pigeon), 3112 nucleotides long. It is a transcript of the gene CPNE2, whose product is annotated as copine 2. Gene Ontology annotation, cellular component: plasma membrane. The record is from RefSeq and is a predicted model, not a curated record. The coding region runs from base 274 to 1983 and encodes 569 amino acids. Gene Ontology annotation, molecular function: calcium-dependent phospholipid binding. NCBI's taxonomy places the organism in Eukaryota, Metazoa, Chordata, Aves, Columbiformes, Columbidae. The transcript has 16 exons. Gene Ontology annotation, biological process: cellular response to calcium ion.